This is a messenger RNA of Physella acuta, 2338 nucleotides long. RefSeq lists its product as uncharacterized. NCBI's taxonomy places the organism in Eukaryota, Metazoa, Mollusca, Gastropoda, Physidae. Gene Ontology annotation, molecular function: protein binding. The record is from RefSeq and is a predicted model, not a curated record.
AUGUUUUGAUAAUAAUAGAUCGAAUUUUAAAGAGUAUAUUCAAAGGACACCAUUGUCAUUCAAAUUAAUAAAUUGAUAUUUUCCUACAGAUGGCCGCAUCGAUUCCUAUAAAGGAGCAAUUAGCUCAACUUUUGAACAAUCUGAAAGAGAUGAAUAGUUUGCUGAAAAGUAAUUUAAGUGACUUUGAUCAGCAGGUAAAACAAGCAACACUGGAAUGGUUUGACAAUCCAUCAGAUGCGAAAAUUGAUUUUAAAGAAGUGGUUGCUAUGGUGACAACAGUAAAUACUGCCCUGCUAGAAUUUAAACAAAUGAUUUCUGUUCCAUACACCAAGUAUCAAGCAAUGGCUGCUGCAGAUAAGACAACACAAGAAAAUAAAAGUGUUGACUGUGUACACGAUGUAAAAUAUUCUGAUUUUUCUUUGUCAGUUGCAGGUGAUUUAAGUAACAAACUAGAGCAGAGAGUAGAACGUCUUGAAACAACGCUAACUUCUAUGCAAAGUAAGGAUAAAAAAACUGAAGAUGACGCGACCGAAAUACAACAAUGGAAGGACACAUAUACAAAAGAACAAAAUAAUAUGAAAGAGCAAAUAGAACAAUUGGCUCUAAAGCAAAGACAUAAUAAUAAGCAGUUUCGAAAUCAAAUUAAUGAACAAAAAAAUACAAACGAUGAGAUGAAUGAAGAACUUAAACAAUUGAAUGAAAUAAAACAAUGGAGGAAAACACUAAUAUCAGAACAUAACACUAUGGCGAAAAAACUUGAAGAAUUGUCUAAGACACUAACAGAUAAUAAAGAAAAGACUAGAGAGCAAAUACAAGAAUCCAAAACCAGAAUAAAUGAGUUGAAUACAGAAAUUAAGAUCCUCAAAGAAAAAGAAUCAAAUACAAGCCAAGCACUAGAAAGCACGAUUACAGAGAUGAACAAGUUUGACAUAAUAUUGAACAAAAUAAACGAAGAAUUAGAAAUUCAAACAACUAUGAAAGAGAAAAUGCAAAAAGAAAUUAAAAGCCAUUCUGAUGUUAUUUCGUACUUGAGGGAAGAAGGAAAAAAAAAUAAAAAUACGGAAACCAAAGUAGAAAAGUUAAUGUCCAUGCAUAGCGUCACGUCCAAGAUCUUACAACAAAGAUUGAUGCCCGUUGAAAGUUUAAUUCAAACCUUAAAUCAAAACUUGGCAAGUAGGCAGAAGUACAAACAAAAGUUUGCAGCCCUGGAAAAUGAUAUUUCGAAAUUGUCAAAUGAUGUAGAUUCCAUUAGACAAGAAAUUAAAACCAACUCAACUCUACAAGAUGAAGGGAAGAAAAAGCUGGCCAACACUACAGAUAUGUUAGUAGCUUUAACUACAAAGGUUGAAACUCGCGAAAGUGAUAUUUUAACUCUGUUGAAAGAUUUCAAGACAAUUGAGACCCGUGUAUGUCAGCCUUACAUCUGUCAACUUCACCUGGACAACAACACACCUGUAACUACUGGAUCGAUUCUUUCAACAUUCCUUAGCGUGUGGGAACCUAACGGCAGACAUUUUAAUAAAACCACAGGAAAACUUGUAGCACCAGAUGAUGGUUUCUAUCUUGUAAUAGUAACGCUGCAGGAAGGUGAGGCUAAACUGAUUAACAUUAGUGUGUACAGGGGUGAUACAUUGUAUAAGAGCAUUCUUGUCAACUCAGCCAACACAUCUGCCGCUGGAUCAGCUGUUGUUGACAUGAAGAAAGGCCAAAAACUUUACUUUAAAGUGGCCCAAGCUGAUGAUGGAGCCAAGCUACACGCAGGAAGUGGCUUCACUAUACUUAGAUUGUAAAUUUAAUCACGCUUAUGAAAUUAGUAGUUUAUCGUUUAUUGCACACCACAUCAUUUUCGAUUGUUUUUGAUCAUCCAAUGUGCCUAUAUUUUAUGCAUGUGAAUAUCGUUUCAAUAGGUAGGUCCCACUGUUUCUGGCAGUCAUAUUACAGAGAAAUAUGUGAACAUACUGAAUUUUAAUCUACACGUAAUUGUUUUUUAAAGCAAAUGGGUUUUCUUCUUUUUCGGUUGCAUUUUAAAAUACAACAUUUAAACACACUAAGUGUUUGUGUUUGAGUGUUAUAACAUAAAUUAAUGUUAAGACAAUAUAAAGUAGCUAUGCUUCGCAUGCCCUUGUGAAAUGAACAUAUACAUCAUAAAAUAAUGUGUCUAGUCAACUGAGUAUGAUUAUGUAACAUAAUAAUUUUAAUACGCUUGUCGCAUACAGCUUGCAGCAUCACUUUCUGUCAUGGUUUAAUUAUGUCAAGAUUUAAAGAUGUACAUGAAUUUAAUGGUCAAAACUGUAAUCAAACAACUUGAUAGUUCAUAUAAGUAUACGAGGAAGUAAAA